GAAGUGGAGGGGAGUAGCGGGAUGGGGCGGCCGUGCAGCUAGAACCUCUGGUUAGCGAGUCCCCGCUAGCCCCCUCCCCCUCUCUCUGCCUCAUCUUGGGGCAUCGGGACCCCAGGCCGUGUGGAAUUGGCGCUGCGGCAGGACUGCGGAUUCCUGGAGGCGGCCGGGAGCUAAAAGCCAAUGGGCCCUGAUCUAGGGAGAAGAAGUCUCUCCUCAAUGGCACUCAGUGAAGAAAAGACUUUGGCAGAGAGUGAGACUGAAGCAGAGACAGUGCUGGAUGGGAAUGUGAAGCCCCAUGGAAGUUGGAACAGCCAGGAACUAGAGACAGAUUGCUCCAUGGCUCUGGGCAGCUUGCAACAUUUUGUAGAUGCCAGGGGAGGAAAAUGUUUCCCACCGGGGGAAGAAGAAGAGCUGACCAAUAGGAAGGCUAUGCCUGAUCACAUUGUUGCAGCUGGAGCGUGGAAGAAACACCAUAGCGAGGCUUCAGAGGGAGAACCCUUCAUCACUGAACCAGAACCUGUAUAUAGUCAUUUGCUUCCUGAAGACAGGACUGCAACUGGAACAGAAAAUCUUUUGUUCAAAGUAGGAGCCCAGAUUGAAGAGAAAUUAUGUCUUGAUUCUCCAGAGCUCCUUCAGAGUAUUGCUGAUCCUCUAGCCAGGACUCUCAGCUCAGGAGAAGUUGCUGAUGACGAAGAUGACCAUUCCAGUUUGGAAUCCCCCCGAAUCCAUGAUUCUAGGCAACAAACCUGCAACUCCAGUUCUUUCUCAUUGAAGUGGAAAUCUUUGUUGAACCUAGAUGUAUCUGCCCUUUCUUUUUCCAGUCACAGCUUUCCCACCUCCCCUCCCCCAAAUGGCUGCCUACAACAGAGAGAAAAGACAGGAUCCCACAACCUGUGGCCUGCUACAAGCUCCUCAUGUGUGCCAUCUGGCUUGCUGAGCUCUGCAUCGGGCCCCAUGCCUUCCGUCCCUGGAAGCAGCGGAGCCAUGGCUGAGGCAAGCAGGCGGCGGUCCUCCUUUCAGGCUGAUUAUUGGGCUUGUGUGCUGCCCGACUCCCUGCCUCCAUCUCCUGAUCGCCGCUCCCGUCUCUGGAAUCCAAAUAAAGAGUACGAAGAUUUGCUGGAUUAUACAUAUCCUUUAAAGCCCAAGGCCCAGCUUCCAAAGCAGCUUCCAAAGCAUGCUGACAGCCAUGUGCUGGCCGACCCCUUCCUGCAUGAUUCGGGGGUUGACCUGGACAGCUUCUCCCUGUCUCCGGAGAACACUCUGAAGUCCCCCGCUACUAUGUCUCAUGACUGCCUUCCAACAGAACCAGAUGUCCAGCUUCCUUCAGAACCCAGAAAUUUUGAGGACAGGUUUUCUACUAUGGUGUCCCAGACCCAAGGUGGCUUGAGACUGGCAGCUUCUGGUCACCUUACAUCUACUCCCAAAGCCAGUAGUAGACAAGCUUUUCAGAAUGACAAAGAGCACUCCUUAAUGAACCUCAGGAAAUCUCUACCUGUGGGAAGAUGCCUUGAGGCUCACUUGCCAUCAUCAGGAGAAUGGUCCAGAGGCAGUUCUUUUUCAACACUUUUAGGAAAGAAUGGUGCUAGUAGUGAUCUCCAGAGUCUUUCCCAUGAGGCUUCCAUGGAAUCAGGGUGGAAAACACCAGAGGAUAUUGAAAUUGAAGAAGAGUAUCUUGCUCUACCCCCUCGGCUGACCCAGCUUUCCAGUCUGGCUCCAUAUCUGUCCACCAUUCAGAUGAACAAUUCCCAGCCUUCUGUAGCCACUAAAGGGCAAGAUUCACCAGCUGCCUCUAGUGAAGAGCCAACUCCCCUUCUGCACCCUAGCACCCAGAAGUCUCCUGCUUGGGAAAAAUCCAGAGGGAAGUGGGGUACUGCACACAGGGAUUGCUGUACCCAGAUCCCCCACUAUGAGUUUCAAGAACUUGAUAGAGAAGGUGAUAUUAACAUAUUGAUCAGUCAGGACCCAAGAGGCCCACUCAGUCAGCCAAGGACAAUCUCCUCCUUAAGGAAAAUGCUUGCUGGGCUGACUUAUUCUGACUUAAAACCAGAAGGUCAGCAUUUAAAGAAAGAGAGGGACCAAGAAAGAGAAUCCCUUCUCCAAUGUGUAAAGACAUUUUGCUGUCACCUGGAAGAGCUGAUUUGCUGGCUGUAUAAAGUAGCUGAAGUUACGGACAACUUGAUUCCAUCAAAAUCUAAUCUUGCAAGUCUCAAGUCUUCCCUACAGCUUUAUCGGCAAUUUAAAAAAGACAUAACUGAACACCAAUCCCUGACUGAGAGUGUCUUACAGAAAGGGGAAAUUCUACUCCAGUGCUUGUUGGAUAACACACCAGUUUUAAAGGAUGUUCUUGGGUUGAUUGCAAGGCAAUCCAGUGAGCUUGAGGACCAUGCAGAACGACUGUAUGACUCGGUCUUGGCAGCUUUAGACAUGAUGGCCGGGAGUACUUCUGGCCCAGACAGCAAGCCAGCUACAUGUGAAAGGAUAUAAUAUCAGGUAACAUCUCAAGCAGUGUUGGAAUCUGUUAGCCCAAACCUAGUUGUUUGGAAAAACAAGAAUUUGCUGGAAGCCAAGCCCAAGCAAUGAUUGUUUUGUCGGAUCAUUCUGAUGUAGCAGAGAGAACCACAGCAUUGGUCUACUGGCUCUUAAGUGAUUUUUCAUGUGUGAAGUGGACAGCUACUUGAAUUAUUGAAAAAAUACCUUCUAGAUCAAGGUUUUUUUCAAAUGGUGCUUCCAGUGACUCUAUGGGGAUUGCCAAGCCACUCAGCUUCUCAAUUCUUAAUAGAAAAUAGCCUAAGUGACAAGUCUGUCCCCUUAAAAAGAAAAGGGAAUGGUGGCAACUGCCCUCAUAACCAGACUUAAGUCUCAGGAAUCAUUUUGCGUCACCUGUUUUUAUUAAGUGUCCACAGAGAGCUGGGAAAUUUGACAUUGAAAAUACUUGGCCUCCAAACUGCGAACUAAAAGAGUAUUGGCCUAUCUUUCCACAAAGAAACCUCAUUUGGGAAAACCAAACCUGGUUUGGUUUUUUUGAAUAUUUACAAUAGAAAGGUAUCAACACUGAUGACAACUGAAUACAUCCCAUCAAAAUGUUGGGAAAUAGUAACACUAGUUUUCCUGCUAUGACAGUUGUCUUUAUUAAAUUGAAAGAUGGCACCUCCAGUACACAUUAAAUGCCUAUUACUGAAGGCACUUUAGAUUCUUUUCAAGUGGAUGAUUUGAUGUGAUUUGUAUGCCCAUCUCUUGGGUGACUUGAGUGUUUGGCUGGCCUCAUUUAAUUCCUUAAAGUUUAGGCUCUAAGUGUAUUUUGCUAUCCUGAGUGUAAACACUAGAAAAAGAAAAUGCAUUCUCCUCACAAUUUUAAAGUGGAAAUGUAAUUUAACCAUCUAAAUAAUUCUAUACCUUUUUAGAAUGACACAAGAGACUUACAGAACAGAUCAUUUUCCCAAACUGAACUUACUCAGGUCAUGAAUGAACGAACAUAGAAGAGGAAAGCAAGUAGAAUAUAAACUUAACUAAGAAUUGAGAAAAGGAUGUUUAGUAGUGGAAUAUUAGAGGAAAAGAACUCAGAGCUUUGGGGAAAUACUUUUCAGUUUGAAUAGGUUACUUUUUAAAAAAAAUGAAAUGAUGAAAGAUGGAAUAGGUCAGCUGUAGAGUUAAUCAUUUCUGAGAUUAACCAUUAAGUCUGAGGUACACAUUUCUAAAUUGAUUCAUAUAGACAUGAAGUCCCGAUGACAGCAUUAAGAUUUCAAAUACUUGAGUGUUAGGGGGUAUAGUGAAUCAAUUAAACUACUAUCCUUAAAAAUAGAAAAAGUCCAACACUCAAUUCUAGCCAAAGAAAAUUUUAAGUCCCCUAGUGCAGUGCUGUCAGAUUUCUUGAAAAUUAGAUGAUAAUAACGUUCCUGGGACAUAUAAAAUGUAAAAUGCUUACCUAUAUGAGCUAGCCAGCUCCAACCAUUUCAAAUUGUUGGUCACACGUAUUUAUUACAAAGAUGUAAUUUCUGUCUAGUUCUUUAGAGAAGAUUCUCAAUUAGGUGGAUAAUGCUUAUGGGAAGGAGGUAACACCCUUAAGACUCAAGACCGAUUAAGACAUACAAUCUUUCUAGAUGUAUUGUUAACAACAUACACUAUGAAGUCACAAGCUAGACUUCCGGUUCAAGUUCUGCUUCUGACAAUAUGACUGUGAUCCUGAGCAGAAGUGACCUAAAUCUUGCAGUAUUCUGUCCUCUUUUCCUCCCUUUAGGCAGUUCUCUUAAGACUGGAGGAGUUGCUAAUCAGUAUUGAUGGAAUCAACCUAUUAGAAAUGAAAUGUCCUAGAAAUAUUUUUCCUUUCCCUUUCUCCCCCCCAAAAACUAUAAAGACAGUUUGGUUUAGGAGAGAAAAAACCAUUGGGAUUAGAGUUUAAAAAAAAAAAAAGGCUUAGUCCUGCCAGACACUAAUCAUGUGACUGUGGGCAAAUCACUUUAGCUGUUUUUUUCCUCUCGAACAAUGUGUGAAUACUUAUAGUAUACAUCUCAUGGGUUUAUACUGUGAUGUUAAAAUGAAAAUAUGGGUAAAACAAUGUAAAAAAUAUUAAAGAGCUUCUCAAAAAUGUGGUCAAAAAAUAAUUGAGACAGGCUCUAGGAAGUGGGAAAUACUUUCAUAACUGCAUUUUAAUUCUAAAUUAGAAACUUUAAAGUCCUCAGUUAAGUAUAAAGAGGUCUUCUUAAGAAGGUUAAGAAAACCAUUGAUCUGAGUCAUACUAGUUUUGUCAUAAGUAAUGGAGGGAAUUCCUGAUAUUAGUGAUAUCAAUAACUUCAUAUUUUGUCCCCAAAUACAUGGUAAUACUUAAGAGAAAUACCAGUUUGUCACAUUUAAACUGAUUGGAAAAUAGAAGUAACUUGUACAUGAAUUAGCUAUGAGUAGAACAUCCUAUAGAAGGCGAUUGGUUACUCAGUACUAUGUAAUAAGUGAUGGGAGAAAAUGGAAUUCUGAAUUCUGCAACUAAUGGUGCCUUCUGAAAUCUAAUACUGGAUUUAUACAAUUUCCACAAAACGCUCUUGGGAGAGGCUCUUUUUAAGUAAAGAAUUGUAUCAUACAAAAGGUUUUUUAAGCUAUUACCAUUCAAAUCCUUUUUCCCAAUUGAGUAGCAAAACACCAUUAAGUAUCUUCUCUGUGGAAGCUAACUUUAUAGCUGGCUGAGAAUGCCACUGAGUCCAGUUGAUAGCCGCUAUUCUUUAAAAACAAACAAAAAAAACUCAUUUUGGCUUAGCAGUCAUUCAGUAAUACUAAAAGUUAGGCCAAUCUCAAAAUCUUGGGCAAAAAAUAAGAUGUUAUAACCAACAUUAAAUCUACUUGGGCAAAAUGUUCCUGAAAUCAUUAAGACAGAUGGGAAAUGUUGCCUUGCUUUAUGUACCUCUUGCCAACAAGUUCUGUUAAAUCUCAUGUCCACUGUAAACAACCUAUCAUCUAGAAUGGUAAAAUGAACACUGGAUUAAGUCCCACUUCUAUUAAAUGACUACAUAUAUGACAAAGUGUAGGUGAACUAUUCCUAACCUAUCUAUGAGUUGAAGAUGUUAAUGUACAGUUACAAUGACAUGUUUCUGAAAGCACUUGUUCAAAACAUAAAGCAGUACAGAAAUGUUAAGAGAUAGUCUUUUACUAACCAUGUAAAGUCAGCAUUAUUGCUAAUAAACGAAAUUUCAACAGGUUAAGGAGGCUCAGGUUAAGAAAUAAUGGCCACCUCAUAAAGAUCCCCUAUUUUUCUUUAAACAACUGUUUCUGAAAUAUCCUUUAUAAUUCCCAACAUCUAACCACAAUAAAGUCCAUAGCCCAACAUUAAAUAACUUGUUCCUAAAAGUCAUGGCAGAAAGGAAUGUUUUUCCCCCCAUGCAACUAACAACUUACUUUCCCCAAUCAAUCAAUCAGGACAUUAAAAAAAAACCAAUAGACAUAUUACACAGCAUUAUUUUCCUUGUUUUGAAUGUCUUGGGGAAUCAUAUUGGGAUUUUCCAGAUUAUUCAAAUAAGCAUGUAAAUUUCAUGAAAACUUUGCUAGAUCACCAAUGUAAUACAUCUUACUUCAGAAUCCAAAGUUUGUGAUUUAUUCAUUCAAUUAUUUUUCAAGUGUUUCUGAAAGCUGUGUUUUAUGCUGUUUUAAGACAAAUGUAACUCUUCGUUUGAAGGUGUUUAUUUUUAAAAUUACCCAAACUAUCUGUGACUUCAGGAACUGGUCAGUUGCCUUAUGUAGUAUGAAUAGAUUCUCAAUAAGCACAUCUAUAAUACAAAGUAAACUAUGAUUUUAUUGUGAAAUUCUCAUAGAUGGAAAAUUCAAUUGUAUAUUUAUUCUGUUCAUUCAUUUUACAAUAAUCUUAACCACUUAUUUUUGUACCAUGUUUUACGAUUGCCUGUUUAGUGAAAAUAAAAUAAAAAAUAUUUUAAGGGUUG
This is a messenger RNA of Antechinus flavipes (yellow-footed antechinus), 6416 nucleotides long. It is a transcript of the gene CEP68, whose product is annotated as centrosomal protein 68. Lineage: Eukaryota; Metazoa; Chordata; Mammalia; Dasyuromorphia; Dasyuridae. The coding region runs from base 181 to 2484 and encodes 767 amino acids. The transcript has 7 exons. The record is from RefSeq and is a predicted model, not a curated record.